Myxocyprinus asiaticus (Chinese sucker) is the source of this 3051-nucleotide messenger RNA. Its product is annotated as protein EURL homolog. The record is from RefSeq and is a predicted model, not a curated record. Bases 146 to 1015 code for a protein of 289 amino acids. NCBI's taxonomy places the organism in Eukaryota, Metazoa, Chordata, Actinopteri, Cypriniformes, Catostomidae. The transcript has 5 exons.
CUUGUAGCUGCUCGCCCGCUUCAAUAACAAUACACCCGCCGCGCUUUAGAAGCGUGGCUCACGUCUCUAAGGUCAUCCAGUUUCCAUCAUUUUUUUCUCUGGAUAAUCUUGAAAUUUCAUCUGACAACGUAACGAAUAAGGCAUCAUGGAGGAAGAAGUGCACUUUGUGAACAUAGACCUGAACGAUGACAACAUCUGCAGCAUCUGUAAGCUAGAGACGGACACUGGGACACUGUCUUUCUGCCAUGUGUGUUUUGAACUGAGCAUAGAGGGUAUAUCCAGUGCUACUCUGCUACAUUCUAAAUCUCUACGUGGCCAUAGGGACUGCUUCGAAAAGUACCAUCUCAUUGCCAACCAGAAGCUCUCCCGCGACAAGGCCUCCCACAGUGCAUACGAGGACAUGAAAAGGGCACUGAGCCAGCGAAUCAACCGCAUUAUUCAGUACGCCCAGAACAGAGACUCUGAAUCCAUAGAGACAACCAGGCGCUGGGGGGCCAAACAGAUUCUAUGCCACACACAACAGGGCGGAAGGAAACUCGUGCCUCAGUCGGACGCCCAAGUGCCCCGUUACUCCCCACGCUGGGCGGAGGAGGCUUUGGCCGAGUCAAAAUAUGGUAAAUCCAGGUUGGACUGUCACUCCGCUGAGGAGCUCGGCCUCAGCCUGCUGCAGAGCUCACAUCAGGGAUUGUGGGCCGGAGAGAGACACCACCCACGAGAACAGCAGAACAGAGAGCAGAGAGAUGCAGCCAGACAGAGGAGACACACGGGACACAGUCGAGAACAGUUGGUGAGAAUGAGUAUGGAGGAGCUUCAUCAGAUGAAUGAGCAGUUGUUGCUACAGAUACAAAAUGUGUUUGAGGAGCUCUCUGUGGCUGUACAAGAGAAGGACUCCCUUUCAUCAGAGCUUCAUGUACGACACAUAGCCAUCGAGCAGCUCUUCAAAAACUGUUCCAAACUGCCGUGGCUCCAGAUCGGGAGAGCAGGGAUCAAACCUGGCAACAACCCAGUAGAAUGAGAGCUUUUGUGGAUGCCAACGUCUCCCCAUAAAGACACCACAGCUCCAUGUAGACUAAAGUGGAAGCUCACUUUGGACCUAGGAAAGUACAUAGCCUAAACAAGAAACACACUCGUAUGCUUUCCAAUUCUAGUGUGCUAAUGAGAGGUUGUGGUCACCCUGCUCUUCAAGGCGACUUUUGACAUUUUCAGCCGUACUUGAAGUAGAAAGUCGCUAAGGAAAAUACUUUGAAAGCGAAAUUAGUGCAUUUUGCAGUCCUGUCCAAAGUGUUUCUAUGCAGAUUGAGGUGUUUGUGAAACACUCAACAUUUCACUAAGGCUCAUUAACUUUCUUUUUUUUUUUUUGUGGUUCCAUUUCAUGUAUAUUUUUUUUCUUUCUAUCAUUGUUUACUCUCCACACUUGAUCAUUUUCGGGUGGUUAAUAGACUUGGAUCAGUCUGACAAUUCCUCUAGCACAUUUGGGCUUGCUGAUUGGUUGUGGAGUUGCUGUGGUAACUGUUGCUUAGUUAACAGUUUUUCCCUCCCUCUGCUCACUGCAGUGGAACUUGUUAAUGAGUGUGGAGCAGAUUGCGUUGUUCCAUUCAUCUAAGGUAUAUUUUGGUGUUACGCUAAGGUACACCACACACUCUUUUUUGUUUUUGUUUUUUUUGUGGAAGAUUACAUUUCAUUUGUCAUUGCACUCUUAAAGCGAAACAAGCGGUGCUAGUGCCUAGCUUUUUCUCAAAUUUGGUAUGUCAAGAUUUUACAAGUUAUGAGAAUUAGGGCGGGAAAUGGUAUGGUUGGUGGUUGAUCUUCCAUAAGUGUUGAGCACCACUUUGUAAGGCCUGACUUUGAGUUGGGCUUGACUUGGUGGUGGUAUUAAAAUUGGAGUGAUAUCGUCAACCAUCUGAACAAGAGCUUAACCAAAGACUUUGUUACCUCAUGGUAACAAUUUCAGUAUUUAUUUUGUGCAUACAGUUGUUUGCUUGUUACAAUUAUUUAAAACCAAAUUAGCUAUUUGAUUCUCCUUCAUGUAAAUUUAAACCCUCUUGAACAUUUUUGUCAAAGUCUCCACCCCCAGAUAUGUGUGUUCUUUUUUGGAGUGGUUUUCCUUUCUGUAAUGUUUAGUAGUUGUUGUUUUUUGGUUUUUUGCUGUGUUUUGGGGUCUGCACAUAAAUUGGCAGGGGCAAUGUGAGCUUUAACGCAACUGCCUUGAUAUUUGGAUCAGACUGUGCUACCAUCUGGUGGGUGUUCAGAGAAUCAGACCUUCCUGUUCACUUACUACAUUGAUGUUUGCAUGGUUUAGUGUCUAUUAUCUCUAGAAUCUUUAAAAAAAAUAAUGCAAAAUUUGAAAAUUGUUUUAGGAAAUCAGCUUGGUAUACUUGAAUUAUCUGUUCUCUUUAUAAGAGAUGCAAAUUCGGCUGACCCCUUUGGGGUUUCUAAGAAGAGUUUUUUUUUUUUUUCAAAUAUUUUAUAUGAGUGGGUUAUAACAAAGUAGUUUAUUCUGGAUAUGCAUUUGUUAGUAACUAUAGAUGAACUGGAAAAAAGCAAUAUGAAGUGUAGUUUUAAAUACUUUUUUUUUUAGUGGUUUACUCUUCACGUGACAUACAGGAUUUUAGAGUUAAAGGAGUAAAUGAAGCACACUGCCCAAAUAAGUUUAUUCUCUUAUUGCAGAGAAGAUGAUUGAACUACACGAGUUGGACGAUUUUCAUGCUUGACUGUAUCGAGUGUGUUGCAAAUGUAGGCCAUGCGUUUAAAUGUUAACUUGUUUAUGUUGGUGUAAAUGAUGUAUUAUUAAUUUUCUUAUGUUUAUUAAUUGCUUGUGCUAUUACUUUUUUUUUUUUUUUUUUUUUUUUUUUUAAGAUUUACAUUUUUCUAGUGGCCUGUGUUAUGUGACAUUGAAAUGUUUAUGCAAUACUAUUUUUAGUAGAGCUUUCCAUCAGUGUAGAAGAUUUCUGGAUGCUUUCUGUUUUUUGGAGUUAUGUGCUCAUUUUCUUUAAGGUAUUUAAUUAAUAAAAAAUAUUUUUCCUAUACAUCUGGUGUGACUCUUUAUUUUAU